GCAUAUUCAUCCAAGCCGGUCCAGCGUCGGUGCAACCAGUGCGAGUUGCACUAUUCCCUCACAGUGGCGAAGCGCACUCAGCGUGGCAGUGAAAUCGUAGAACUUCACGCAAACCAAAACGCUUCCCCACCGGACCCUCAUGACGAUUCUGUCAGUGGUUUCUGAUAAAAACGAGUACCCGCGGCCUGUGCUCGGUACCAUAUUCGUCUCCAGCUGGGGGUUCCGCGGUUCGUUCGUGCGCACCCUCCAUUGCAGUUUGUAAUGUGUUUGUGAUUAGCCGCUGCACGACCACCACCAGUUAAGUGGCACGAGGGUGGCACAUUUUUCGUACCGAAUAUAACUGUGACUCGGGUGCGACGGGACUGUCGCGGACUUUUACGCACCGCCGUUUUACUUUCCAGCGGUCUUCCGUUCUGACGUGACGGUUUGACGAUUGUUUCGGGCGUGUGUACAUACAGCGACACUGUUGGAGGGCCCCCGCCUUUUUACGUUCGCCAGCGCGCAACCAAUCGAUAUUCGUGUUUACACCAAAAAUGUCUGCCGAAGAGUUGAAGCUGUUGGACGAGAUGUUCGAGAACUGCGAGUAUCAGGACUCGCUGGACAUGAUCGAGAAGCUGGCGGACCGGGAUAGUUGUGAGGUGAAGUGGCGCCUGGCAAGGACCGUGUUCUUCCUGUCCAAACAAUCCACCGCUGACGACGAGAAGGCAGCGCUCUGCCGGCAAGCGUUCGAGCAUGCGACGGCCGCCCUGGCCACGGACGGGGACAACUUCGGCGCCAACAAGUGGUACGGUGCGAUACUGUCCGAGAAGGCGGCACUGGACGGUGUGACCGAGCGCAUUAAGCAGCUGGAAAACGUACAGAAACACUUCCAGCGUGCGGUAAGCCUGAACGGGACGUCCGACCCAGGCAUUUGGCACAUGCUCGGCCAGUUCAACUACAAACUGUCGGAGGUGAAUUGGAUCACGCGCAAGCUUAUCAAUUCGGUUGCACCGAACCCACCGACCGCCUCGUACGCGGAGGCCCUGGAAUGCUUCAGCAAGGCCGAAACGAUCAAGCCGAACUUUUACGCCCUGAACCUGCUGUACCUUGGCAAGUGCCAUCUGGCGCUGAAGCAACCGAGCGAGGCGAAACCGUGGCUCGAGCGUGCCGCUGCCGUGGAUGUACGGUGCGAGGACGACCGGAUCUGCCGUGAAGAGGCCACCGAACUGUUGAAGAAACUGUAGAAAAAGCGGUGUGCCGGUUCGGUCCGGGCUGGUCUGCUGGUGCAUUGCACCGGUGCACCGGCAGGACGAUUCUUGAUGUACGCUUAGAAGUGAGUUGAACAGUGACAAGGUAAUGUGUUAAGUGUUGCGUGCGUACGGACUUGUUUUUGGUUUUAGAAAUCGAUCACACGCAAUGACGAUCACGGCAGGAGUGUACAAAGGUAACAGAGUUUUUUUUUUAUUACAAAAAGGCAUGUUUGUUAACGGAUUCAAAUAAAAUGCAGCAUGUGCAACAAACUAA
Messenger RNA from Anopheles stephensi (Asian malaria mosquito), 1503 nucleotides. RefSeq names its product regulator of microtubule dynamics protein 1-like. Gene Ontology annotation, cellular component: cytoplasm; mitotic spindle pole; spindle microtubule. The record is from RefSeq and is a predicted model, not a curated record. The coding region runs from base 534 to 1223 and encodes 229 amino acids. The transcript has 2 exons. NCBI's taxonomy places the organism in Eukaryota, Metazoa, Arthropoda, Insecta, Diptera, Culicidae. Gene Ontology annotation, molecular function: microtubule binding.